AUGGCCACUGCAUCAACCUCGGAGGUCAACGCGGAGCUGUUGGAGAAGUCGGACGGGGUCAAGGUCAACCCGCAGGAGUCCAUCGUGCCACGGCUGCCACGACGCCUGAAAUCCCUGGCGCUGCUGGCAGUGACGCUGCUAGUGCUGGGGGACGGCCAUUUCCUGGUCCUGGCCCCCCGGGACCGGCUCCGUUGGACGCGUGGCCGCGCGCUCCAACGUGGCAUGCUGCAGCUGGCGGCCCCGGGGCCUGAACGGUCCCAAGCCCUGUGUGUGGUGAACGUGGCCCAGAUUGUGGGCCGCCUAUCGAAUCAGGGCGCCUUGAUCAACACGGUGAGCACCGUUUGUGACUACCCAGCCCUGCGACGCCAGCGUCGCGGGCCUGUCACGGAAGAGGAAAAACAACGCUGCGCCAAUUUCUUGAUGCUGACGAUCAUCAACACGGAUUUAAUCGUUGGCCUCGUUACUGGAUCUUUGACGGCUUGCUCUCAGUCCUUGAAUGUGCCGGCCAACUGUGCAACGAACAUCGCGUCCAUGCUGGGCAUGAUCGUCUUAAUGGCUCAAGCAGGUGUGCAAAUCCAGUUGGAUUGCAUCGAUGACCGAAACAUCACCCAAAAACGAGAUGCGGCCGUGGCCAAGGCCGAAGAGAUCAAGGCAGACGUCCAACGCAGUGUUCAGAAGUUCCUGAAGGACCAUGGGCGUGAUGGGCUGGCGCUGCUGCCAGCAAAUCCGGCAGUGCCCAAGAACACGGUGUAUUCCAAUGGCGCGCUCUGCUUCGGUGUCAUCACUCUCGUGGCCAGCUUCACCAUGCGCCUGGGGGUGGUGCUGGCAGAUGCCGCCUUCACGUGUCCGUACGAGCAGGACACGGAGCUUGGAAGAAGGGACUGUGCCUUGGAUGUCCUGGGCGUCCUGGGGCUUGUCUCCGUCAUCAUUCGAUUCUCAGGUCUGGCCUCCAAUGCUUGUGUGGCGAUUGUGGGAGACUCCAAUCCCACUGGCCAAUGCGUGGUCGCCACCUCUUCCAUCCCCACGGCGGCCUUCUCCCUGAGCGCGGCGGCCGCCAAUGUGGAGGCGGCCUGCAAAAAGGCCUUCGAAACAUGGGAUCCCAAUGCCUGGCCCUUCGAGAAGCAGGUGACGUUUCCGCUGGUCGACAACGGAGACGUGGUGCUGCCGGUGAUCUGA
Cladocopium goreaui is the source of this 1176-nucleotide messenger RNA. The record is from the annotation of a GenBank genome assembly. NCBI's taxonomy places the organism in Eukaryota, Dinophyceae, Suessiales, Symbiodiniaceae.